AUGGAGGAGAGAGGCGAGCAGCAAAGCGGGGACGAGGAGCAGCUGGAGGAGGACGAGGAGGAACAGGACGGAGAGCAGGGGAGCACGAUGGAAGAGGAGGAGGAGACACUCAGGAAAAGAGAAACGGAGGGAGGAAAGCAGCAAAGCGAGCUUGAAGGGUUCACUGCCCGGCAGCUGUAUGAAGCCGCACAUCUGUAUAAACAAGCUCUAACCACUCGUCCUUUGUUGUCUUUCCCAGCAGAGACAGGACGAGGACGCAUCAUGCCGCUGGAUUCAAGUAAAAACUAUGACCUGGACUACGACUCCCUGCAGCCGUAUUUCUACUCUGACAACGAGGAUGACGCGGUGAACCAGAGCAUCGUCUGCGUCGCUGACUCCAUCAUCAUCCAGGACUGCAUGUGGAGCGGCCUCUCCUUGGUUUUCCCGUGUCCGAAGCAGGACGCAGGGACGCCGCCGAGCAAGGACCUGGGGCCGGACACGCCGCCCAACAGCAGCAGCUGUAGUCAAUCAGAGGAUGAAAAUGGAGACGAGGAUCAUGAUGAGGAGGAAGACGCGGACCAGGAGGAAGAGGAGGGGAUUGACGUGGUCCCAGUGGAGAAGAGGCAGGCGGUGAAACGGUGCUACCCAAGUCCGCUGGAGACAAGGCCCCCCAGCCCGCUCGUGCUGAAGAGGUUUGACAUCUCCACCCACAAGCAUGAUUACACUGCCCAUCCAUCCAUGAGGCAGGAGCAGCCGGCUGUCAGGAGGCUGAAGCUGGAGAGCAGCAGCAGCAGCAGCAGCGGUGGAGGAGGAGGUGGAGGCAGCGGCGGCCACAGCAGGGUCCUCAAACAGACCAGCAGCAUCCGCAAGUGUCUGAGCCCCCGGACGUCAGACACCGAGGACAAUGACAAGAGAAGGAUUGGAGGAGCCUUUCGGGAGCGCCAGAGGAGGCUGAAGCUCAAGUUGAGCCUUGUCGCGCUGCGCGACGAGAUCCCCGAGGUGGCCAACAACAAGAAGGCGGCGAAGUCGGUGAUCCUGAAGAAGGCGACAGAGUGUAUCUACAGCAUGCAGUCAGACGAGCAGAGACUCCUCACACACAAAGAGCAGCUGCGGAGGAGAAGUGAACUUUUAAAGCAGAGACUGGCACAGAUGCAGGGCUGCCGUGCUUGAAGUCUGAAUCAAGACUUUUUGGCCUUUUGUUUUUUAGGCAAGUUCAAGACUUGGGGGGUGUACAGUUCUUGUUGCAUCCAAAUGCUGUUUUGAAAUCUCAUUUGAUUUCGAAGUUAAAACUGCCUCAAUAUAAGUUAUUGG
Molecule: messenger RNA, 1290 nt
Organism: Platichthys flesus (European flounder)
Lineage: Eukaryota; Metazoa; Chordata; Actinopteri; Pleuronectiformes; Pleuronectidae
Product: transcriptional regulator Myc-like
Exons: 3
Coding region: 1-1149 (382 amino acids)
Biological process (GO): regulation of transcription by RNA polymerase II; positive regulation of cell population proliferation
Molecular function (GO): DNA-binding transcription factor activity, RNA polymerase II-specific; protein dimerization activity; RNA polymerase II cis-regulatory region sequence-specific DNA binding
Source: RefSeq, a predicted model, not a curated record